AUGGUGCUCCAUGGCCUCCUCCCGAAGCCCCUCCCUUCCAAUGAUGUAGUCGUGGGCCAGCUCCUCACGCACCCUCUCCACCCCGAACGCGACGGUUUCUACUCGCAGAAGGCACACGAAGCCGUGGAUGAGCUCAACGACUACCACAUCCAGCUGCGGUACAAGGACGUCUUCGCCGCCGACGCCGAAGGCCGCUUCAUGUCCAGCUACGGCUCCAAGUACGAGCUUGGCCGCAUCUACAGACAGCCCAACCUCUUGACGGUCACAGCCGAGCAGAUGAUCCAGCGCACGAGCCAGCGACCCCGCGACGCGUUCAACGCCGUGUGCAACGACCCGGAAGCCCAGCAAUGGAUAUACAAUCUGGCCAAGCAGCAGCAGGACUUUUACGUGGUAGUAGGCAUCACGGAGCUACACAAGGCCGUCUUUAAGCGGGCCAAGCUACGGGAUGCGGGCGCUUCCCGAAGCCUGCACGAAGCACCGCUUGACAAAGACGCGAGGGUGCCCCGCGCUCUGUCACGAAGGAACUCUACGCUUGGUGGUCUCGGCAGCGAGCCGUCCAUCUCUGGCGUUUUCGGCAUGGACGUACGACGCUGCACCGCCCGCAUCUCGACUCCAGCGGAGCCACACAAACUCGAGGAUAUAGGCUACCACUGGUUCUACUACGACGUCUCGGGCAGCGCAAACAAGGAGCAGCUGAUCGUUGGAUUGGGGGAGCCUCUCAAGGCCAACGAGCUGCGUCUCAUGCUGGACUUGAACGAAGAGACUGUUCAGGGAAAUCUGGACGCCAUCAGCCAGCUUAGUCUCGAUGCUCUGAGCGCCGCGGCCAGCCCUAUGCUCAAGCCUAGCUCUCCUGCCUUGAGGGGUAGGUCACCCUCCCCGCAUCCACAGCUCAAGGGCAUUGCCCAAUGA
Paraphaeosphaeria sporulosa is the source of this 909-nucleotide messenger RNA. RefSeq lists its product as uncharacterized. Bases 1 to 909 code for a protein of 302 amino acids. The transcript has a single exon. Lineage: Eukaryota; Fungi; Ascomycota; Dothideomycetes; Pleosporales; Didymosphaeriaceae. The record is from RefSeq and is a predicted model, not a curated record.